CAUUAAAUUCCUGGUUUCCUUGUAGACAGCCGAAUCAGAAGUUCAGGAAGGAAACUAUGAUAACAGUAAGAUGGCAGAAGACCUGAAAAAGGAUUUAGAAAAACUUCUGGAUGAAAUGGAAAAACUAACAGUGGGCGCAACCUGGAUGGCAUUUGAGAUGGUGGUCACGCGUACCAACCCUGACCUGGCCAACUCCAUGAAGUGUUUGGAAGAUGCCUUCCUGAGAUGCAAAGAAGAGAUAGAGAAGAAAUGGCAAGAAGUGCUAAUAGAAUUUAAAGGUGAAGAGCAAAAUAAAGAGUAA
Molecule: messenger RNA, 301 nt
Organism: Nestor notabilis (Kea)
Lineage: Eukaryota; Metazoa; Chordata; Aves; Psittaciformes; Psittacidae
Gene: SYCE3
Product: synaptonemal complex central element protein 3
Biological process (GO): spermatogenesis; synaptonemal complex assembly; reciprocal meiotic recombination
Cellular component (GO): central element
Source: RefSeq, a predicted model, not a curated record